AUGGACAAUUAUCUGAUAGUGAAGAAGAAAGUAACAGUCAAGAUCGUGAACUUAAUUUUACAUCUGAAGAAUGGAUAUGGGAAAACAAGCAAAACAAUAGCAAAAUUUGGCAGUCAAGAUACUGUGAAAAAUUCAAUCACCAGUGCUUCCGAAAAUGUUACCAUGUUUAUGUGCACACCAAUAUCCAAUUUCAGACACACCUUGUUUUUGGAUAAUUGGUAUUCUUCACCAAAUCUGUUUCAAAAAUUACAAUCCAUAAAAACUAAUGCCAUAGUAACAGUUAGAUAUAACAGAAAGAAUAUGCCGAAAGAUCUCGCAACGAUAAAGCUGAAACGAUCAGAAGCUAUUUCAAGAUCGUGCAAGUGUAUUUUAGCUGCAAAGUGGAAAGACAAAAAAGCUAUAUAUUUAUUGUCCAAAAAACAUAAAAAAAUUGAAAUGAUGGAAGUGGAAAAGAAGAGAUGGAAAACUAAUAACAUCGUUACAAAGCCCAAUAUCGUUUUGGAGUAUAAUGAUGGCAUGGAUGUGGCGCAACAAAUUUUAGAAAGUGUAUGUAUGCUUGAAUACACAAAACGUGGAAGACUGUAUGCCGGUGACAUACCACUGCGUUUACAAUCAAAACAUUGGGGCCAUUUUCCAAGGAAUAUUCCACCCACAGAAGCUAAAAAGAAUUCCCAAAGAAGGUGUAAAGUGUGUGCCAAACAUAAAAAAUGCAGCGAGACUACUUGGGAGUGCAAGAAAUGCCUUGUGGCAUUAGAUAUUCCAAAAUGUUUUGAAAUUUACCAUACAGAAGAACGGAAGCAUAUAUUAGUAAUGACUCUUGCCAGUCCGAUUUCUGACAAGGGAAAGUAUGAGCCACCAUUGGAUUGA
Molecule: messenger RNA, 867 nt
Organism: Nomia melanderi (Alkali bee)
Lineage: Eukaryota; Metazoa; Arthropoda; Insecta; Hymenoptera; Halictidae
Source: RefSeq, a predicted model, not a curated record